Messenger RNA from Grosmannia clavigera kw1407, 465 nucleotides. RefSeq lists its product as uncharacterized. The record is from RefSeq and is a predicted model, not a curated record. Bases 1 to 465 code for a protein of 154 amino acids. Lineage: Eukaryota; Fungi; Ascomycota; Sordariomycetes; Ophiostomatales; Ophiostomataceae. The transcript has 2 exons.
AUGUACUCCGUAAUAGUGAACCUUGCUUGGGCAAUCGCAUGGGCCGGACGACCCGUACGAGCAGACGGUCUACUGGACCCUCCAGGACGACAGGGCCGACGCUUUUACGCCGAAAUUCUCAACGCGAUAGGCAUUUCUAAGAACAAGAUCGGCUUUGGCCUGUACACGGAUGUGGAUUCGUGCUCGGGCUCGGAGAAUUGCUGGAACACGGGCUACCGGACGUCACCAAUCCUGAGGCGCUGGCCCAACGUGCUCGACGCCGCCGGCAACGCCACCAUGGACGUCUACACCGUCGUCGAUGACCCGGCUAACGCGCCGCUCGCCAUUGUCGAUCUGAUCAUGGCGCCGCUGGCUUUGGCCGACGUGGCGAUCGUGGCCAGGGCUGCCGAGCUGAGGCGCGGCAUGUCGGCGAAAGACUUGGCCAAGAGCAAGGUGACCAAGGGAACAGGCAAGUGUACUGCUUAA